CACAUGUGCAUAUCACCGCCAGUAAAACACGAAGCACUGGAUAAACAUACUUUGCUGGUCAAACACUCUUCUCCCUAUUGCAAUCAAAAACUGCCACAGUUCCGGCCUGUCCAUUUCCACGCAGGAAAUCUCCCCAGAGAAAACGCAGUCUAGGAACGCGAAUUCAGAAAGUUAGAAGGAGAAGAUGAUGGUGGUGAUGAAUCGGCGCGUGGCUUGGUUGUCGGCGGUGAGAGCUCUGAUCGUCAAUGGCGGCAAAAGCAGCGGCAGUAGCAGCAGCAACCGCUAUAUUUCCACUGCCGCCGUGGCUGGUAAGCCUUUGGAAAGUUUCUGUGCAUCCAGAGAGUUGGACUGGAGGAAGAGCACGAUGGUGAUGAGGAUGAUGUGUACGGCAUCAUCGUCGUCGAAGGAAUUGACGGAGAAAGACGAUCGUAAGGAGAAGACAUCGUCGUCGGCGACUGAAGCGAAGAAGAAGAAGGACGAUGAUGAAGAUAAGGCGUUGGUUUCGAGCUACUGGGGGAUAGCAAGGCCGAAGAUCACCAGGGAAGAUGGCACCGAAUGGCCCUGGAACUGCUUCAUGCCAUGGGAAACUUAUCGUGCGGACAUAUCCAUUGAUCUGAGCAAACACCAUGUCCCGAAGACAUUUCCUGACAAAGUGGCUUAUAGGACGGUGAAACUCCUUAGAAUUCCAACUGAUAUAUUUUUCAAGAGACGAUAUGGUUGUCGUGCUAUGAUGUUGGAAACUGUGGCUGGUGUCCCUGGUAUUGUAGGAGGAAUGCUGCUGCACUUAAGGUCUCUCCGCAAGUUCGAUCACAGUGGUGGUUGGAUUAAAGCAUUGCUUGAAGAAGCAGAGAAUGAGAGGAUGCACCUGAUGACCAUGGUGGAACUUGUUAAACCAAAAUGGUAUGAGAGGCUACUGGUUCUGGCUGUUCAGGGAAUCUUCUUCAAUGCCUACUUUGUGCUUUAUUUACUUUCCCCCAAGGUGGCACAUAGAGUUGUUGGGUAUCUGGAAGAGGAGGCUAUUCACUCUUAUACAGAGUAUUUGAAGGAUAUUGAUAACGGUAAAAUUGAAAAUGUUUCCGCUCCUGCUAUUGCAAUUGACUACUGGAGGCUGCCCAAAGAUGCAACCCUCAAGGAUGUUAUUACUGUGAUUCGUGCUGAUGAAGCUCACCAUCGGGAUGUGAACCAUUUUGCAUCAGAUAUUCAUUUUCAGAAAAAGGAAUUGAGAGAAGCUCCAGCUCCUAUAGGUUAUCAUUAACUGUGAUAUUGCAUGUGAAUCAGAAUGGCAACUUUACAAAUUGGCUCCUGUAUAUGUGCAGAGGAUAGAAGUAUGCAUUAUUUUACAUAUGGAAUUAAGAGGUUAAAUAAUAUCAGCUAUCAUGUAGUGGAAGCUUCAAGUGUGUUAGCUAGUAUCGUGACCUUUAAAAUCAGGGUAGUUCAUCUUCCUCUCUUUAUAGUUUGUCAUUUUUGUGCCAUUUUGAUCAUAUGCCCUAUUACUGUAGUGUACGGUGGAAAAAGUGAGGAUAUUACAUCUGAUGUGUGUAUUAACAUUCUUUGAUGUUUCUACCACAAAAAUAAAAAUAAAGAUGUUACGUC
Molecule: messenger RNA, 1593 nt
Organism: Ziziphus jujuba (common jujube)
Lineage: Eukaryota; Viridiplantae; Streptophyta; Magnoliopsida; Rosales; Rhamnaceae
Product: ubiquinol oxidase, mitochondrial
Exons: 4
Coding region: 185-1255 (356 amino acids)
Biological process (GO): alternative respiration
Cellular component (GO): mitochondrion
Molecular function (GO): alternative oxidase activity
Source: RefSeq, a predicted model, not a curated record